Peniophora sp. CBMAI 1063 is the source of this 1014-nucleotide messenger RNA. The record is from the annotation of a GenBank genome assembly. NCBI's taxonomy places the organism in Eukaryota, Fungi, Basidiomycota, Agaricomycetes, Russulales, Peniophoraceae.
AUGUCUGCUCCUGCCUCCAGUCUUGCGCGAGGGCGUGCAGCGUUACUCGAAAAGCGGCCCGACGAUGUUGUCAUAGCGUUCGCGGCGCGUACGGCGAUGGGUCGCGCGAAGAAAGGCCAGUUGAAGGACGUGCCCGUUGACGAGCUGCUCAGAGGCUUGUUCAAGGCUACGCUCGACAAGACGGACCUCGAUCCGGCAAAGAUCCAAGAUAUAUGUGUCGGAACGUGCCACCCACCAUCGCCGCUCUACGUCUCGCGCGCAGCCGCACUCGCGGCGGGUAUCCCGGCCAGUGUGCCCAUAUCGACAGUGAAUCGGCUCUGCUCGUCCGGCCUGAUGUCCAUUCGCGCGAUUGCGCAGUCUAUCCAGGCUGGCGAGAUCUCGCUUGGCGUGGCCGUUGGGGCUGAGAGCAUGUCGCUCAACCCGCGUCCUACACCCGAGAUUGUGGAUGCGGUAUCCGCGAAUACGCAAGCACACGAUUGUAUCCAGCCUAUGGGGUGGACAUCGGAAAUGGUUGCACAAACAUACAAAGUCCCCAGGCAAAAGCAGGACGAAUACGCGCUCAUCUCACACACUCGCGCCAUCGAACAACUCAAGUCGCAUGCGUACGCCGACGAGAUCCUACCUAUCGAGAUUCGAGGUCAGAUGGUGAAUGUCGAUGAUACUGUGCGACCUGGCGUCUCAGCAGAAGGUUUGGCAACGCUCAAGCCAGUCUUCCCGCAAUGGGGCGAGGGUUCAACCACUGCUGGUAACGCGAGUGGAGUCGGCGACGGCGCCGCGUUAUGUAUCCUUGCGUCGCGUGAGCGUGCGGAGAAGGAAGGGCUCGAGGUCAUUGGUAAAUACGUUGGCGCGGCUGUCGUCGGCGUCGAGCCGAGAUACAUGGGAAUUGCGCCCGUAUACGCCGUGCCGAAGGUGCUCGAGGCGUACGGGCUCAGUAAAGAAGACAUCGACGUAUAUGAGAUCAACGAAGCGUUUGCGUCGCAGUUCGCGUACUGCGUCGAGACUCUACAAGUAUGA